AUGGCUGUCCUUCAAAUCUUUCUGACGACAGUGCUUUUGGCCGCUCUGCUGACGAUCGGAGGUGCCAUACGACGUUUGUUCCUUCACCCCUUGGCUCAUAUUCCUGGCCCGAAACUUGCGGCUCUCACCUGGUGGUAUGAAUUCUAUUUCGACGCCAUUCAAUCUGGCCAAUAUGUCUUCAAAAUCCAGGAGCUGCACAAACAAUACGGACCAAUCAUCCGGGUCACACCGGACGAGAUUCACAUCUCUGAUGUUGGAUUCCUCGACACCAUUUAUGCCCCUUCUUCGUCCCCGAGAGACAAGUAUGAGUACCAACUGAGGACUUUGCGGGUUCCCGGUGGCGUUGGCACUACUCCCAGUCUUGAAGUCCAUCGCAGACGACGUGAAGCCCUGUCUCCAUUCUUCAGCAAACGCAAUGUGGUCUUGCUUGAGCCGACAAUUACCGAGAAAGUCCAACAGCUUUGUCAAUCACUUUUGAAACAUGCCUCCGAACAGACGCCAGUCAAUCUUUCGGAUGUCUUCUUCGCCUUCUCUAAUGAUGUUGUCAACAACUUCUUGUUCUCUCAGAGAACAGACGUCCUUUCGGAUGAACAGAAAGCCGCCACUUUACGCCAUAACAGCUACCAGCUCAUGACUGGAAUUAAUCUCAACAAGCACUUCCCGUUCAUUCCCGACUUCCUAGAAUCUCUCCCGAAAUCCGUCAGCAGGUCUAUCAUGCCACCUGGAUUGCUUGAUAUGCUAGACCUAUUUGAUCGAGUCCGAGCCGAACUAGUAGGCAUCAUCAAAGCUAAGGCUUCUCGGGCCUCUAAUGAUUCGUCGAUUGCAAAAUCUGUAUAUUAUUCUGUGCUCGACAAUCCUAUUUUGCCCUCACCAGAGAAGGCUUUACUCCGGCUUGAGCAAGAAGGUGCACUUCUCGUUCUCGCGGGAACUGAAUCACCAGCCAAGUCCCUCAACAUGAUAUUCUACCACCUGCUGGCCAAUGCACAUAUCAUGAGCAAGCUGCGGGAAGAACUCAACACCGUCACACGGUCAGCGUCGUGGACCCAACUUGAGCGACUGCCAUAUCUCACCGCCGUCAUCGAGGAAGCUCACCGUCUCUCCUUCGGUGUCACGGCCAGAACAGCACGUAUCGCUCGAGAAACACUUAUAUACACUCCUACAUCUUAUGCAGCUCACUCUUCGAACAUCGGAAAGUCCUUCAGGAUUCCCGCCGGUACUCCCAUGAGCACAACUACCUUAAGCGCCCAUACCGCACCGACUGUUUUCCCGGACCCAUUCGCCUUCGAUCCGGAACGCUGGCUCGGUGAAGAGGGCCGCAAGCUCCAUAAAUACCAGAUGUCAUUUGGCAAAGGCAGCAGAAAGUGCCUUGGCAUCGAGCUGGCUCGUGCCGAGAUGUAUCUGGUGACUGCAGCGCUGGUUCAGGGCUUUGAUAUGAGAUUGUGGAAGACUGAGGCGAGCGAUGUGGCAUUUGUUCAUGAUUACCAUGUUUCAAUGCCGAGCCUUAAGUUCAAGGGGUUGGAGGCUACGAUAACUGCCUUGUGA
Pestalotiopsis fici W106-1 is the source of this 1542-nucleotide messenger RNA. RefSeq lists its product as uncharacterized. Gene Ontology annotation, molecular function: iron ion binding; oxidoreductase activity, acting on paired donors, with incorporation or reduction of molecular oxygen; heme binding. Lineage: Eukaryota; Fungi; Ascomycota; Sordariomycetes; Amphisphaeriales; Sporocadaceae. The record is from RefSeq and is a predicted model, not a curated record. Bases 1 to 1542 code for a protein of 513 amino acids. The transcript is spliced from 4 exons.